Coffea eugenioides is the source of this 5357-nucleotide messenger RNA. RefSeq names its product endoribonuclease Dicer homolog 3. The record is from RefSeq and is a predicted model, not a curated record. Gene Ontology annotation, molecular function: ATP binding; RNA binding; protein binding. NCBI's taxonomy places the organism in Eukaryota, Viridiplantae, Streptophyta, Magnoliopsida, Gentianales, Rubiaceae. Gene Ontology annotation, biological process: siRNA processing. Gene Ontology annotation, cellular component: nucleus; cytoplasm.
AAAAAGGUUUUAGAAGUGUAUGGAAAUUUGCAAUAAAUUGCUCCUAUCUGUUCAUCUAUAUUCUUCAUCCUUCGAAAUUCACACCAUUGUUGUGUCCUCUCUUCAUUCUUUAACAGACUGAUGAUCAAUUUUGUGUAGAGAGUGGCAGAGAAUCUUUGUAUCAUAGUUUGAUAGCAGUGAUUUUUUACAAUAAAGGAAUAAAGAUGGGUUCCUCACAAAAUGUCAAGAACCCUUUAAAAAGAAGCUUUGAAAGCAUGAAUUCCAUGGCUAGAAUAACCAGUGAAGCCAUGGAUGUUGAUAAAAAUCAAAGCUUGAUGCCAACGAGCUACCAAGUUGAGAUUUUUGAAGUUGCAAAGAGGAGAAACACAAUUGCAGUGUUGGACAGUGGUGCUGGGAAGACCAUGAUUGCUGUUAUGAUGAUCAAAGAAUUAGGCCAAUCUCUCAGGCUUAAUGGUGAAAAGAAAUUAAUAAUUUUCUUGGCUCCUAGUGUCCACCUUGUUCACCAGCAAUAUGAGGUAAUAAAAUGUCACACAGAGCUUGAAGUUGAGGAGUUGUUUGGGGCCAAAGGUGUUGAUGAUUGGCAUAAGGAGACCUGGGAGAAAGCAAUCAAUGCACAUGAUGUUAUGGUUAUGACACCCCAGAUUUUAUUGGAUGCUCUGAGGAAAGCUUUCAUGAGUCUGGAUGUUGUAUGCUUAAUGAUUCUAGAUGAGUGUCAUCAUGCCACUGGUAACCAUCCUUACACAAAAAUAAUGAAGGACUUCUACCAUGAUAAAUUUAGAAACAAGCCAAAGAUCUUUGGUAUGACUGCAUCACCAGUAAUUAGGAAAGGUGUAACAUCCACCAUAGUCUCUGGGCGGCGAAUAUCAGAACUUGAAAGUCUUUUGGAUUCCCAGAUUUAUGCAACAGAGAACAGGGCAGAGUUGGAGGAAUCUGUCCCUUCUGCAAAAGAUGUUCGUAGAUUUUAUGACCCUCCAUCAUCAAAUUUGGAAUUGGAAACAUUGGAGGCAGAAAUUGAGCAUCUACGAGAGAAGUUUGAUGCUGCUUUGCUUGAUUUGCAAUGCUCCCUCCCAUGCCAGUACAAAGACAUUAAUGAUAAAGCCGUGAUGUUUCAAGAGAGGUUGUCGAGUGAUUAUGCAACUAUUUUGUGGUGCCUCGACAAUCUUGGCCUUAUAUGUGCAUAUGAGGCUAUUAAAAUCUGUAUAGAGACUGCCUCUAAUGUUAAGGAAGAGUGUGAAGCUUUCUCAUCUGAGAAAGCUUCACUGCAGUAUAACUAUUUUCUUGAGGAAGUACUAUCAACAAUUCUGAAAUCAUUGCCUCAAGAUCACGAGAAGCUUCUAGGUGUUGGAUAUAAUUCUUCAGCUACUAUAUGUAGAGGCUAUAUCUCUUCAAAAGUAUGUGAGCUUUUGGAGAUAUUCAGAUCAUUUGGGAAAGAUACUAAAGUGUUGUGUCUCAUUUUUGUUGAAAGAACUAUAACAGCAAAAGUACUUGAGCAACUCAUUAAGAGAACUGCAUGCUUGUCUCAUUUUGGGGUUGCAUACAUGACGGGAAAUAACUCAUUAGUUGAUGCAUUGGCACCAAAAGCUCAGAAAGAAACCCUUGAAUCAUUCAGAGUUGGGGAGGUCAAUCUAUUAUUCUCAACUGAUGUCAUUGAGGAGGGAAUCCAUGUACCUGACUGUAAGUUUGUUGUGCGCUUUGAUCUACCAAAAACAGUUCACAGUUAUGUCCAGUCACGUGGACGAGCUUGUCAAUUGGGCUCUCAAUUUAUUGUCAUGCUUGAGAGGGGGAACAUCAGACAAAUGGAUGACUUGUUUAACCUCAUUAGGAGUGAAUUCUCAAUGAAUAAUACGGCGGUAAGCAGAGAUCCUGAUGCUUGUGUUAAAAAAUCUUGUCUUAUGAAGGAAAAAGAUACAUAUCUUAUGAAGGAAAAAAAUACAUAUGUGGUGGAGGCAACUGGAGCAUCAGUUGCUGCAGAUUCAAGUGUUAGCCUCUUACAGAGAUAUUGCGACAAACUCCCAGGAGACAAGUACUUCACUCCAAAGCCAAUGUAUCAGUACUUACUGGUUGGACAGUCAUAUCAAUGUCAAUUGACUUUACCUCCAAAUGCAGCAUUUCAAACUAUGACUGGCCCUCUUUGUAGGAAUACUCUUUUGUCCAAACAGCUUGUGUGCUUGGAAGCAUGUAAAAAGCUGCAUCAGAUGGGGGCUCUCAGUGAUCAUCUUCUUCCUAUCAGUGAAAAGCCUUCCCAAAGUAGUUCCCACCCAAAUUGUAAAGCAUUAGCAUCAGGUGCAGGAACAACAAAGAGGAAAGAAUUGCAUGGAACCACCUGCAUUCGUGCGCUGUCUGGGACUUGGGGAGACAAGCUUGAUGGAUUUGUUUUUUACGUAUAUAAGAUAGACUUUUCUUGUAAAACUGAGCAACUUUAUUCCAGCUUUGUUCUUUUGCUCGAGUCAAAGCUAGAUGAUGAUGUAGGAAAAACUGAAGUGGACCUGUAUCUAAUCUCAAAGUUUGUCAAAUCUACUGUUUCUGCAUGUGGCCAAAUUCAUCUUGAUGCAGAACAGGUGGCAAAAGCAAAAUGCUUCCAAGAAUUAUUUUUCAAUGGGUUAUUUGGUAAAUUGUUUAUCAAAUUGUCUGGAGAAAGGAAGUUCCUCUUUCAGGCACAGGAAACAUUGUGGGACCCAUCAAACAUGUAUUUGCUUUUACCCGUAGAGUUGUUAAUCAAUUGCUCUGAGCCCUGGAGAAUAAAUUGGGGAGGAAUUGAAUCUUGUGUUUCAGGUGGAAUUUUUCAAGAAGCAUGCUUGGAUAAGUGCUGAACGGUCGAAAGCAACAGGAAAAACAUGUUAGUUCAUAGACCUGAUCCUGAUGGAAGUGAUGCAGAAAGCACAAAUAUCAUCCAUCUGGCAAAUACAUCAAUUUCCUUAAAUACUGAAGAUAUGGUAGUUGUGGCCAUCCAUACUGGCAGAAUUUAUUCUAUUAUGGCAGCAGUCGAUAAUACAUCAGCAGAAAGCCCUUUUGAUGCCAAUUCUGAUGCUGAACCAUCAAGUUAUUCAUCGUAUGCUGAUUAUUUCAAUAAAAAGUAUGGAAUUGUUUUAGUGCAUCCUCAGCAGCCUUUGGUGCUGCUAAAGCAAAGUCAUAGUUCACACAACCUUCUGGUGGAUUUUAGAAAUGAAGGCACUUCACGUGGAAAGAAAUUGCAUGGUGACAGUAGGAUGGCUGUUGAAAAGCCACGAUGCUAUGCUCACAUGCCACCAGAACUUCUAGCCAGCAUUGAUGUCUCACAUGAUGUCUUAAGAUCAUUUUAUUUGCUACCUUCCAUAAUGUACCGACUGGAGUCUCUGAUGUUGGCAAGCCAGCUCCGAGAAGAGAUUGCCCUGAAUUCUCAAAACAUACAUAUAGCAAGCUCGUUGAUUCUGGAGGCUCUUACAACUGUAAAAUGUAAUGAAAGCCUUUCCAUGGAACGCUUAGAGUUGCUCGGAGAUUCAGUGCUAAAAUAUGUUAUGAGUUGCUACCUCUUUCUAAAACAUCCCAAAAAACAUGAAGGACAAUUAUCUGCUCAGCGUUCAAGGGCUGUGUGUAACUCCACCCUGCAUAAAUUGGGAACUGAUUGCAAGUUGCAGAAUUAUAUACGGGACAGUCCAUUUGAACCACGUCGCUGGACUGCUCCAGGGCAGCAUUCUAUAUGGCCUAAUCAUUGUGAACAUGGGGUGGAUACAAUAGAAGUGCCUUUGGACGGAAAGUUCAUUACAGAAGACACUAAAGUAGUAGUUGGGAAGUGCUGUGAUAGAGGUCACAGAUGGAUUGGAUCAAAAACAAUAUCUGAUUGUGUUGAAGCCCUAAUAGGGGCAUACUAUGUUGGUGGGGGAUUGGGUGCUGCAAUUGGGUUGAUGAAAUGGCUUCGGAUUGAUGCUGAACUUGAGCCUGCAUUAGUUGAUGAGGCCAUUAAGGUUGCAUCUCUUCAUUCAUAUGACCCAAAAGCCAAAGACAUUGGAAUCCUGGAGAUGAAGCUUGGUUAUGAAUUCAGAGUCAAGGGGCUGUUGCUAGAGGCCAUUACACAUGCAACUGAACAAGAGCAAGAUGCUAGUUUCUGUUACCAGAGGCUGGAAUUUCUUGGCGAUUCAGUGCUGGACAUACUUAUAACUUGGCACCUUUAUCAAAAUCACUCUGACAUUGACCCUGGGGAAUUGACAGAUCUGCGUUCUGCCUCUGUGAAUAAUGAUAGUUUUGCUCUUGCUGCUGUUAGACAGAAACUUCAUCUGCAUCUUCAACAUUGCUCUGGAUUCCUUGAAGAUCAGAUUUCGGCAUAUGCUAAGUCUGUGUCUGAUCCUUGCAACAGUACAAAGUCACUCCAAGUUACAAAAGCUCCUAAGGUACUGGGGGACUUGGUGGAAAGUAUUGCUGGGGCAAUACUAAUUGACACCAAACUAAAUCUGGAUGAAGUCUGGAGGAUAUUUAAGCCGCUGCUUUCUCCUAUUGUGACCCCUGAUAAGCUUGAGCUCCCUCCACUUCGUGAACUAAUUGAGUGGUGUGAUUCUGUUGGUUACUUUCUAAAACAAAUUUGUACAACAAAGGGUGAUUUGGUGAAGGCAGAGCUUAUCUUACAGCUAGAAGAUAAUCAGUUAGUUAAAGAGGGUUGUGGACCAAAUAGAAAAAUUGCUAAGGGUCAAGCAGCUCUUCUUCUGUUGAAGGACUUAGAGGAAAGAGGAAUUCUGUCUAAAAGGCCAAAAGAAGAGAAAGAUGAUGUUUCUUGUACAUCUUUACCAAGCUCAGAUGGUAUCUGCUGUUUAAAAAAUGAAGGUACUGAUCUAAAAUUUAAUAAAAAGCAGAAGAUUAUUCAGGUGAAUCCAGGGCCAGAGAGUGGUGAUCCACAGGGCUUUGAUUCUGAUAGGCUCAAUAUACCAGUACUUCCACCAAUUGACAUGAAAAAAGGAGGGCCACGGUCCUCUCUUUUUGCUCUCUGCAAGAGACUGCAGUGGCCAAUGCCUACUUUCCAUACCACAGAGCGCAAGUCAAGAUCUCAAAUGGUAAUUGGUGAAGGCUCUGAGCAGAGAACAGGGUUUAAUAGUUUCGAAUCUGAUAUCACCUUGAUCAUACCAAACUCUGCUACUAUAGUAGUCAAAGGAGAUCAAAGAGCUGAUAAGAAGAGCUCAUUUGACUCAGCUGCCUUGACCAUGCUUUAUGAGUUACAACAACAGAAAAGGAUUGUCAUUCGUGCACAGUGAUUUUCUGUUCUGCCAAAACACUGCCAAACCGAUUUUUCUAGCAAGUAUAUACAAGCGGAGAGUCUCUUCUACUGGAUAUUGUCACUGAAAUACUAUGUAUCACAUUGAAAAUGAUGAUCUACCAAAAAUAAGAUUUAAGGA